CUGCCCCAGUCAGCUGAGCACAGGUAUCAUAAAUAUGUAUGUUCAUCGUUAAGUUUUCAAGACUACAGUCCUCUGUAAAGUUAAACAUAUUAACUAAGCAAACCCUAAUCGAACUACUUAACUGUUCUCUACAAACAAAUGCAAGUAUUUCAGUGAUCUCAACAGCCCCGCCUCCAUAGCCUAAACGAUUUUCUCCACCUACUGUUAUUUGUUCCCAUAAACUUUGUGAGAAGUUGUGAAACAGCCAGAUAACUCCGGACCAGUUUGAGUACAAUUUUCCCACAGUCCUGGGACUCUCUUAGUUAUUUUUCAGUCUGAUAAAUCUACAAACAAGCUUCCUUCACACAAGACUGUUUUCCAAGAUAAGUGCACUUUCUUCUGUUCCUGCACCUCUCACACUUCCCUUUCUCCUCACCUCUGUCCCAAGCACCCUGUCACCAUGGAGAAGGUUCAGCACAUAACUCGUUCUGCUAUGAGAAGAGCUUCGAACAUCGAGGUGAACCCACAAGCACGCCAGCACCUGCAGGAGCUCUUUGUCAAUUUUUGUCUCAUUCUCAUCUGUCUUCUUCUUAUCUGUAUCAUUGUGAUGUUGCUAUAAAAUUUAAGCAACUCUGGGAGAACUCUGAUAAAAUGCAAACAAUUACAAUGGGGAAGCGCCUGCUGCAAGGAAGAGUGGCUCAAGAUGAAACAGUUUUGGACUAUCACUAUCUCACAAAUGAGUCAGGAUAGGUUACCAUCUGACUCUAGUUUAAAAAAAAUGGAAAAUGUUGCUUUGAUUCUGAUGUAUAAUGAAAAUGUGACACUUUACAAGUAUUGCGCAUGAUUUUUUUUCUUUUUACUUUUUGAAUUAUUUUUAAUGCGACUGAUUUUUGUUACUUAAGCAUACAUGAGUGAUUUUCAUGCAGAAAGCAAACAAAAAAAUAAAAGGAAAAUACCAAUGCUUUGCAUAUAUUAUUACAGUUAAAUACAUACCACUUGCUACAAUAAACACCAAAUUUUCAGACAACA
This is a messenger RNA of Protopterus annectens (West African lungfish), 1008 nucleotides long. RefSeq names its product phospholamban (gene PLN). The coding region runs from base 440 to 598 and encodes 52 amino acids. The transcript is spliced from 2 exons. Gene Ontology annotation, molecular function: ATPase inhibitor activity. Lineage: Eukaryota; Metazoa; Chordata; Ceratodontiformes; Protopteridae. Gene Ontology annotation, biological process: negative regulation of ATPase-coupled calcium transmembrane transporter activity; negative regulation of calcium ion import into sarcoplasmic reticulum; negative regulation of heart rate. Gene Ontology annotation, cellular component: sarcoplasmic reticulum; membrane. The record is from RefSeq and is a predicted model, not a curated record.